This is a messenger RNA of Aspergillus heteromorphus CBS 117.55, 1969 nucleotides long. RefSeq lists its product as uncharacterized. The record is from RefSeq and is a predicted model, not a curated record. Bases 320 to 1837 code for a protein of 505 amino acids. NCBI's taxonomy places the organism in Eukaryota, Fungi, Ascomycota, Eurotiomycetes, Eurotiales, Aspergillaceae. Gene Ontology annotation, cellular component: membrane. The transcript is spliced from 2 exons.
UUGCCUUCUUUUGCUGGGUUGGGACUUAGCAGCUGCUGGUGGGUUGUCGCACGAUGCCAUCGGGUCUUCGUUGGUCGUUCUUUACUGGUCGCCUUAUCAGCUACUAAAUCUCCUACCUACAUUGUUAUUUUUAAUCCUUUUUUUCUCAAUUGCUGUCCUACGUUAUCCUGCUGCAUAAUGAUGAUGUCCUCGUCAUGGUGACCACCACUGCUGGCGCCCCCCCUGUAUUCUACACCAACUUAUCCACUUACCACAGCGACAACUUACAUACACGCAUUUAUUACUUAACUUAAUAACGAUCAAUUCAACCCCUCCCAUGAUGGAUACCAAUGCAGGCAAUAUCGCUCUUAUCGACAACACCGCCCCCCGUCGUCCCUCCGAGACCGCCCUCUCCCAAAUCACCACCGCAGGGGGCAGCAGCCACAUCUCCAGAAAAUGGACCCGAAAAUCCAUCCGCAGCGAGCUCGCCAAACGCAAAUAUGCUAAAUGGCAACCAGACCGUCUGGGCCUCACCGAUGAUGACGUCGACGAUAGCGAGGUGGAUGCCGCCGCCGCAGCAAUAGCAAGCAGUAGCAGCAGCAGACGACCCUCCGAUGGACGUGACCUCACCGGCGCAGAAACAACCACAACCACCACCACAGAAGGCGAGCCCCAACAACCCCCAUCCCAGGAUGUCAACGCGACCGAUUUCGCCGCAGAACCUACAAGCAGCGGCAACAACAGCCACGGCAACACCGACGACGAGCACCGACAUCACCGACAUCCCAAGCUCACAGGCCUCAAACCGGGCACCGAACUAGACAUCCUAUACGAGAACCAACGAGGCUGGUUCUUCUUCGGCAUCCCGCUCUACUCGCACAGCUCGUUACUCAACUUCGAUCCCACGGCGUGGAUCACCGCUGACGGCCGCGACAGUCCCGUGAACAUUACAAACGCGCAGCUCCCCGACCCCAGCUGGGAAUGGGUGUGGAGGAACUGGUACGUGGAUAUGUCUGGCGACGUGGAUGAUCAGGGAUGGCAGUACUCGUUCUCGUUUGCGUCGUCGGCGUGGCAUGGAUCGCAUCCGUGGUUUCAUUCAUUUGUGCGUCGGCGCAGAUGGGUGAGGUUACGCGUGAAGCGGGCGGUGGAAAGGAUUCGACGCGGACGGACGGGGCUGGAGAUGGCGCAUAUGUUGAAUGAGGAUUACUUUACGAUUCAUUCGGGGCGGAACAAGAGGCGCGCGGAGAGUGAGGCUGGCUUGUCGAGGGUCAAUACGUUUGGGUAUUCGGCUAGUUUGAGUCGGGCGACUACGAAGGCCGGCGAGGAGGAGGUGCCGGUGGAGGAGAUCGCGGAUAUCCCGGCGCUGAUGCAUGCGUUGAGGGUGGCAAUUGUGGAUCGUGAGAAGGUCGAUGCGUUGCAUCGGUUUAUAGAGGAGGGAGGGGAGGAGCUGUUCUAUUUGGAUGGGCAGAUCCCGGAGAUCAUGUCCAUGUUCGUCUUCCAGGCCUCCCGGUGGCAGUUCCUGACGCAUCUCGUGGACAUCGUCGAGGAUCUGGGGCAUAGGGUAUCCGAAAUGAGUGGGAAAGAGGCCGAAGUGAUGCAGCGCAGACAGGACCACCUCCAGAAGGCUGUCGACGCGGCCAGACGACAUCUCACCGGACCUGAAGUCCUCCGGACCAACCAUCAGGGGCCUAAGUCGGGCAUGCUGGACCUGACCCCGGCCCCGAAGAAAGGCAGUCUGCUAGCGAGAUACUCUGGCAAGUUCUCGUUCAAGCCGAUGGAUGAUGGGGGGGAGAUCAAGGGUAUUCCUCAGGCGGCCGAAGUUGGACGCGAAGGCCAUAUUUAUCAGUAUUCGACGUGAAUGGGUUUGGUUUGGUUGGGUUGGGUUGGGUUGGAGUUUUGGCGCGCUUCUUGUUGUCUUUUCCUUUUUCUUUUUGGAGUAGGAGUAGGAGAAGGAGAAGGAGUAGGAGUUGCAAGUAAUCUUAUUUAUUGA